Messenger RNA from Oncorhynchus masou masou (cherry salmon), 3571 nucleotides. Its product is annotated as proline-serine-threonine phosphatase-interacting protein 1-like. Gene Ontology annotation, molecular function: actin filament binding. The transcript has 14 exons. Gene Ontology annotation, cellular component: actin filament; plasma membrane; cytoplasm. NCBI's taxonomy places the organism in Eukaryota, Metazoa, Chordata, Actinopteri, Salmoniformes, Salmonidae. Gene Ontology annotation, biological process: actin filament polymerization. The record is from RefSeq and is a predicted model, not a curated record. The coding region runs from base 131 to 1393 and encodes 420 amino acids.
UAUAUAUAUAUAUAUUUUUUUUUUAUCUCAGUAAGGAAUCUGUUAAACUUAAGUGGUUUAUGUUUUUUUGUAAACGUUGAUAAAGAGGAUAUUAACAUUCAACUUUGAGGAAGUGCAUGUAUAACACAGAAUGACUCCCUUGCUGUAUAAAGAUGCCUUUUGGGGAGUUGAUUUCACUAAUCAUCAGGGCUAUGAGGUUCUGAUUCAGAGACUAUGUGAUGGCAGGCGGAUGUGCAAAGAUGUGGAGGAACUGCUGAAGAUGAGGGCCAUGGCAGAAGAGAGGUAUGGGAAGGAUCUGGUGACAAUAGCACGUAAAGCUGGGGGGCAGACAGAGAUCAGCACUCUGAAAGCCUCCUUUGAUCAACUAAAAACACAAAUUGAAAACAUUGGGAAUCUGCAUAUCCAGCUAUCCGGAAUGUUACGGGAAGAGAUGAAGAAGAUGGAAAUAUUCAGAGAGCGACAGAAAGAACAGAGGAGGAAGUUUGAGGGGAUUAUGGAGAAAGUUCAGAAGAUGAAGGUGUCCUUAUACAAGAAGACCAUGGAGUCUAAGAAGUCCUAUGAGCAGAAAUGUAAAGAAGCAGACGAGGCAGAACAGCUUGCUGACAGAAGCACCACAGCCACAACAACAAAACAGUCUGAGAAGGUACAACACAAGGCCAAGCAAUGCAGACAAGCCGUCGCUGAAGCAGAGAAACAAUACAUGUUGAACGUAGAGCAGCUGGAGAGCGUUCGUCAGGACUGGGAGGGAACACACAAGGGCACGUGUGAGGUGUUUCAGCAGCAGGAGGUGGACCGCAUCACUAUCCUGAGGUGUGCCCUCUGGGACCACUGUAAUCACUUCUCUGUGCAAUGUGUCAAAGAUGACGAGUUUUACGAGGAGGUGAGGAAUACUCUGGAGAUGUGUGACAUCACAGCAGAUAACAACUGUUUCAUAGAGAUGAAGACAACAGGUUCAAGCCCACCAGACCCCGUUAUGUUUGAGAACUACUAUGAGAGGGAGCCAACGGGCGACAACAACGGCAGCGCUCACUUCGGAGGGGGAGGGGUCAGGAAAAGAUUCUCCAUGAGUAUCAGUGAGGGUUCAACUUCAGAGCCAGCAGCGCCACCUGUUGGUCAAACAGUGCCUGAGAGUUCAGAUGGAGUGUAUUCAUCCAUACCUGGCUUCCAGUCUGCAGCUGCAGCUGCCCUGCCUGCAGUGACAACUGAUGAGGAUGAUGAUGAUGAUGAUACCUUCAUGGUGUUUUAUGACUACUCUGCACAGGACCCAUAUGAGCUGUCAGUGUCUAAAGGGGAUGUGGUGUUGGUGAUAGAACAGAGUGAAGACGGCUGGUGGACAGUGGAGAGAAACGGACGGGUUGGGCUGGUACCUGGCUCCUACCUGGCCAAAGUCUAGACAUAGUCACACACACAUCCAUGCAUGGACACACACAUGCACACGCACACACUCAUGCACACAGGUACACGGAUUCACACACACAUACUCAUGCACACUCACCCAUACAUACUGUAGUCUUCAAAACCUUACUAUGAGGACCCCUUUCUGCUUCUUACUCAAUGUUCUGAUCCUUGGUUGAAGACUUCAGAGUAAUAGAUUCUCCAGCAGUAGAGAUGACUCACUGAACUGACUCGGAACAUGAGUCAUGACUGUGUGUUCCCCAUUAACUAUUAGGCUAUGCUGCACCAGAGAUUGUCAGUCUUUUCACCCAACAGGCCUACUGCAUACAUACAGUGAUGUGAAAAAGUAUUCGCCCCCUUUCAGAUUUUCUCUACUUUUGCAAAUUUUUUAUACUGAAUUUUAUCAGAUCUUCAACCAAAACCAAAUAUUAGAUAAAGGGAACCUGAGUGAACAAAUAACAACAAUUGUAUACUUAUUUCAUAAACAAAGUUAUGCCCCUGUGUGAAAAAGUAAUUGCCCCCUUACACUCAAUAACUAGUUGUGCCACAUUUAGCUGCAAUGACUCCAACCAAAAGCUUCCUGUCGUUGUUGAUCAGUCUCUCACGUUGCUGUGGGGGAAUUUUGUCCCACUCGUCCAUGCAGAACUGCUUUAACUCAGAGAUGUGUGGGUUUUCAAGCAUGAACUUCUCAUUUCAAGACCUGCCACAACAUCUCAAUUGGGAUUAGGUCUGGACUUUGACUAGGCCAUUCCAAAACACAUUUGUUGCUUUUUAGCUCUUUUCAUGUCGACUUGUGAGUUUUGGAUCGUUGUCUUGAUGCAUAACCCAGAUGCAGCUCACAGACAGAUGGCCUGACAUUCUCCUGUAGAAUUCUGAUACAGACCAGAACUCAUGGUUCCUUCUAUUUAGUCAACUCGUCCAGGUCCUGAGGCAGCAAAGCAUCCCACUACCACCACACUUGACCGUGGGUAUAAGGUCCUUACUGUAGAAUGCAGUGUUUGGAUUUUGCUAGACAUAAUGGAACCCAUGUCAUCCAAAAAGUUAUACUUUUGACUCAUCUGUCCAUAGAACAUCAAAUCAAAUUUUAUUUGUCACAUACACAUGGUUAGCAGAUGUUAAUGCAAGUGUAGUGAAAUGCUUGUGCUUCUAGUUCUGACAAUGCAGUAAUAGAGUCUUGAUGAUCAUGCAUGUGCUUUUUUGCAAACUUCAAUCAACUUUUUGGAUGAUAUGGAUCCCAUUUGUUUUGUUUUGGAAUGGCCUAGUCAAAGUCCAGACCUAAUCCCAAUGUUAAUGUUGUGGCAGGACUUGAAACAUGCAGUUCAUGCUUGAAAACCCACAAAUGUCACUGAGUUAAAGCAGUACUGAAUGCAAGAGUGGGCCAACAUUCCUCCACAGCAAUGUGAGAUUGAUCAACUGGGGCGGCAGUGUAGCCUAGUGGUAAGAGCAUUGGACUAGUAACCAAAAGGUUGCAAGUUCAAAUCCCCAAGCUGACAAGGUACAAAAUCUGUCGUUCUGCCCCUGAACAGGCAGUUAACCCACUGUUCCUAGGCCGUCAUUGAAAAUAAGAAUUUGUUCUUAACUGACUUGCCUAGAGGUAAAAAGGUAAAAAAAAUAAAAAACUACAGGAAGCAUUUGGCUGUAGUCAUUGUAGCUACAGGUGGCACAAACAGUUAUUGAGUGUUGGGGGGCAAUUACUUUUUCACACAGAGAAAGUGGGUGUUGUACAACUUUAUUAAUUAAAUAAAAUAAAUUUUAAUUUGUCGUAAUUUGUAAACUCCGGCCCUUUAAUCUAAUAUUAGGUUUUGGUUGAAGAUCUGAAAACAUUCAGUAUCAAAAAUAUGAAAAUGUAAAAAUCAGAAAGGGGGCAAAUACUUCUUCUCAGCACUGUAGAGAAUCUCAGAUACCAUGCAGAAAACUAGUCAAACUUUAAACUGUAUCAAUUGUAAAUAUGUGUGAGGAUAAAAUAACUGCACUGGUCUACACCAACCUGAGAAGUGAUCUACAAGAGAAAGUAGAAGAGUAUCUGAAUCAAGACCAACAGCUGUACUGUAUUUUAUAUAUUAUUUAGUAUUUGAUAAAAUAUGUAAAUGUUUACUUUGAAGUUUCCUUAGUUUGGAUACAUUGAAAAGUGGUGCUUCAGUUCAUCAGUGAACAAUAAAACAUGUUUUAGUUUAAA